CUGCUGUCCGGAAGGGCUUGGGCACCGCCUGGGACACCGCCGGCCUGGUUUUGGUGUGUGUAAUUGAAGGUUCGUAAGGAAAGGCCUCCGCCUCAGCCGUCAUUCCCUUUCUUCCCAUGCCGGUGCCCAGCAGGCAUGUCAAUAUCGGGCGUUCUCAGAGCUGGGACGCCUCCGGGUGGUUCGAGGGCCCCUGGGAGAUGGCAGAGGCUCCGGGCCGGAGCAGAUCCCUGACGGACGGAGGUGGAGAGGGACCCUGGUACGAGCCGGCGCCCGACCUCUGCCGUGAGGCCUUCUACGGCUCGGGGGCCGGCAGGAAGAGCUCUGUCCCCGACUUCACCUUUUACGACAGCAGACAGGCCGUGAUGUCCACCCGCGGCACCCUGCUGCCACAGGAUUACUACGGCAACCUGUCUGGAGCCGCUCGGGGGCCCAGAGAGCCACACCACCCGCGGGACCCUGGACUCGGCCGGCCGCUGCCCGGCUACGGAGUGCUUGGCGGCAGGAUGACGUGGGAGCACGUGCAAGGCCGGGCCCCUGCCCUGCAGGACCCGGGGCCCCUGUACCGGGACGCUGGAGGUAGGACAGCCACUCCGGGGCAGCGGGCACAGAGCAGGGCCCCGUCGCCUGCGCGCUACGCCGUGGACCCGGCCGACGGCAGGUACGGGGUGGAGGCGGCGCCCUACGCCCCCGGCCAGGUCUACAAUGAUGUUGGCGACAGGCCUUUGGACCCCGCGCCCGCCAGGCAGGCGGCCCCCACGUGCCUGGUUGUGGACCCCACCGGGGCCGCUGCCUCCGAGGGAGGCCCAGGGCUGGCCCCCGCUGCUCUGAACCGAGGCUACGGACAGGAGAGCGUCCCCUCCAGGAUGGCUUAUGAGAAUUGUGAGGCCGACCUGUCCGCCUUCCAGGAGCCUGGUGACAGGAGGGGCGUGCGGCCCGAGUUCCUGGCCCUCCUCCGGGCUGAGGGGGUGGCAGAGGCCACCCUGGUGGCCCUGCUCCAGCAGGGUUUUGACUCCCCGGCCGUCCUGGCCACAAUGGAGGAGGCGGACAUCAAGUGUGUCGCACCCAACCUGGGCCAGGCCCGCGUCCUGAGCCGCCUGGCCGGCAGCUGCAGGACCGAGAUGCAGCUGCGGAGGCAGGGCCGGGCGGGCCCCCUGCCCCGGACACGCUCCAGCAGCUUCAGCCACCGAAGCGAGCCCCACGGCGACUUGUCCUGUCUGCAGCCACAGCCCAUGGGCCCCCUGCAGGCGGCACCGCCCCGAGCUGCAGACCGGGCCCGCCGCCCGUCCAGCGCACCCUCCCAGCACCUCCUGGAGGCAGCAGCCACCUACGCCGCUCCUGGCGUGGGCACCCAGGCCGCCCACCUCCCCUCCGGCUCCGGGUGCGGCUCUCCCACCCCCUGUGCCCUGACAGCGCGACUGGGCCCCACGUGCCCCCCGCAGGCCGGAGUGGCCUUGCCGAACCCGGGCCCCAGGACAGCCUACUCCACAGCCUCCACGGUGCCCAUGGAGCUGCUGAAGCGGGAGCGAAGCAUGGCCGCGUCCCCCCUGCCCAGCCCCCACGGCAGCCCCCAGCUGCUGCGCAAGCCCGGGGUCCCCGUGGAGCCGUCCACGCUGCCGCCAGCCGGCCAGAGCCUCCACGUGCCACACUCGCCCUACCAGAAGGUGGCCCGGCGGACGGGGGCCCCCAUCAUUGUGUCCACCAUGCUCACUCCGGACCCAAGCAUCCGCCCCCAGAUCAUGAACGGCCCCCUGCACCCCCGCCCCCUGGUGGCACUGCUGGACGGCAGAGACUGCACCGUGGAGAUGCCCAUCCUGAAGGACCUGGCCACUGUGGCCUUCUGUGACGCACAGUCCACGCAGGAGAUCCACGAGAAGGUUUUAAACGAAGCUGUCGGCGCCAUGAUGUACCACACCAUCACGCUGACCAGGGAGGACCUGGAGAAGUUCAAGGCCCUGAGAGUGAUCGUGCGCAUUGGCAGCGGCUUCGACAACGUCGACGUCAAGGCCGCCGGCGAGCUGGGGAUCGCCGUGUGCAACAUCCCGUCGGCCGCAGUGGAGGAGACGGCCGACUCCACCGUCUGCCACAUCCUCAACCUGUACCGGCGGACCACGUGGCUAUACCAGGCCCUGCGGGAAGGCACGCGGGUGCAGAGCGUCGAGCAGAUCCGGGAGGUUGCCUCAGGCGCAGCCCGCAUCCGCGGGGAGACCCUGGGCCUCAUCGGCUUCGGUCGCACAGGGCAGGCUGUCGCUGUUCGAGCCAAGGCCUUUGGAUUCAGCGUCAUCUUUUAUGACCCCUACUUGCAGGAUGGGACAGAGCGGUCCCUGGGCGUGCAGAGGGUCUACACCCUGCAGGACUUACUGUAUCAGAGCGACUGCGUCUCCCUGCACUGUAACCUCAACGAGCACAACCACCACCUCAUCAAUGACUUUACCAUAAAGCAGAUGAGGCAGGGUGCCUUCCUGGUGAACGCAGCCCGCGGCGGGCUGGUGGACGAGAAGGCCUUAGCCCAGGCUCUCAAGGAAGGCAGGAUACGAGGGGCGGCCCUCGACGUGCACGAAUCGGAGCCUUUCAGCUUUGCUCAGGGUCCCUUGAAAGAUGCACCGAAUCUCAUCUGUACACCCCACACAGCCUGGUAUAGUGAACAAGCCUCACUAGAGAUGAGAGAGGCCGCAGCCACCGAGAUCCGACGGGCAAUCACAGGUCGCAUCCCCGAAAGCUUAAGAAACUGCGUGAACAAAGAAUUCUUCGUCACGACAGCUCCCUGGUCGGUAAUGGACCAGCAAGCGAUUCAUCCGGAGCUCAACGGCGCCACAUACAGGUACCCGCCAGGCAUCGUGGGUGUGGCCCCGGGAGGACUUCCUGCCGCCAUGGAAGGGAUCAUCCCCGGAGGCAUCCCGGUGACUCACAACCUCCCCACGGUGGCUCACCCGUCCCAAGCUCCCUCUCCCAACCAGCCCACAAAACACGGGGACAAUCGAGAGCACCCCAACGAGCAAUAGCAGAGAAUGACAAAAGGUCAUCAUUCGGAUAAACCUGGGACCAAGAGACAGUGAAAACUAGAUGAACUAAGAGGAAAAGAGUUUGACAGUUUUUUAACUGAUUCUGGACAUAUGCAUCAUUGACGCUGCAGUGUGAAAGCUACAAAGGAGCUAGAAGCUGAGACGUGGGGAAACGAAAAACGCCGUCUGCUCACGGAAGCGUGGAAAGGCUGGGACGUGAUUUAUUAACGACCAACUUCUGUUAUUGUGUGUUAAGUUUUUUCAUCUGUGCAUCAAAUCACAAAGAAUAAAUAGAUCUUUUUCCUUUAUCAGUCCCUUGGGCACAGCAGGUCCUGAACACCUUGCUCUAGAAUGUUGCAUCGAGAGUUCCAAACAUCAAAAUAAAAACUAUUAAGAGGAAAUCCCCAUCCUGUGACUAGUCCCUUCGGUCCACGGGGGCUGGUUACCUCUUUUACUAAUAGGAAGAGUCAGUCGCUACAAAGCAGGGAGGAAACUGUUAGUCCAGAGCGGCCUCCCGUCUGAACUGCGCACUGAGCAGCCAAGUUGGUUGAGUGCAGUGAUACCGUAUCUCUGAUGAUGCAAAAAAAAAAAAAAAAAGUAUUAAGUUUCACAAGCUGUUUGUACUCAAAUAUAUUUUCUCAGUUCAGAUCCUCAGCUAUUUUAUUGAGUGGAAAGUCUUGAACUGAAAGCGUUCAAGAAGAAUAAUGUUGCAUUUCCUUAUGUCUCAGGAAAUACUUUUUAUGGUAACUUGUCAGAUUGUCUAUGAACAAACCCACUUUUUUAGACAUUGAUAAAAGUCUUCUUUUCUUCACGUGAUAUUUUAUACAAGAACACUUCAGGUGUGUUAUUAGAUGUGACUGAUUUUAACAAAUCCUAUUAGAUUUGUAUCAACUAGUUACAUGUUAUAUUCAUAGUCUUUUGUGAAUCAUCGCCUUUUUGUUUAAAAGAUGGCCUAUUUUGAGCCUUUGUAUAGGUACAUUCCUGUUUUUGUGACAAAAAAAAAAAAAAAAACCUUAAACUGUCCCAAACAGAAAAAUAAUGGCUAUCAGAAAUAUGUUUUGUUUUAGUGUGAGUUACCGUUACUGUAUUUGUUUAUUGUAAAGGUGGACAUUUAGCGUUCAGUGCAGUUUUCAAUAAAAAGUAAUAAAAAUUUGUUAAGUUCUGAAAUUCAA
Molecule: messenger RNA, 4171 nt
Organism: Pteropus alecto (black flying fox)
Lineage: Eukaryota; Metazoa; Chordata; Mammalia; Chiroptera; Pteropodidae
Gene: CTBP2
Product: C-terminal binding protein 2
Exons: 9
Coding region: 117-2999 (960 amino acids)
Molecular function (GO): transcription corepressor activity; oxidoreductase activity, acting on the CH-OH group of donors, NAD or NADP as acceptor; NAD binding
Source: RefSeq, a predicted model, not a curated record